AUGCUCCCGCGCACGCCGUCGAUGGCAGCGAACACGACAUUUAGAUUUUUGAUUACAUUUCUCUGCUUCAUUUCACUUGCAUAUGCCCAAAAUGCUAGCAAUAGACCUGGCACCAUCGAGACCUGGCACCUCGUAACGUGUCAGCCCGUUGGGGACUGCGAGCCAUGUCCUGAGUACGCGCGGCAUGAACCGUUCUGCCAACCUUUUGGAAACCGACAGCUCGUACGCUGCCCUCCAGCACCAUCUUCACCCCCAUCGCCCUACCAAACCACCAGUCCACUUUCCACAUCUUCUUCCGAUCAUCUAGCAUCUCCUCUAAUAGGUCGGAUUCCCGCAUGGGAGUCAUGCGGCCGAAACCUUGCAAAAGAACGCGGAGACUUCUACGAGUUCAUCGCAUGCAACCUCAUAUUCGCCGCAGUUGCGCUAGGCUUGACGUAUGUGCGCUCACAGAGAGCUGAGGCAAAUCAGGCCAGACAGCUUGCUGCGCGCAUUGGGCUGGUGAGGGGUGGGGAAGGACACGCAGUAGCAGAUGAGUGA
Serpula lacrymans var. lacrymans S7.9 is the source of this 537-nucleotide messenger RNA. RefSeq lists its product as uncharacterized. Lineage: Eukaryota; Fungi; Basidiomycota; Agaricomycetes; Boletales; Serpulaceae. The coding region runs from base 1 to 537 and encodes 178 amino acids. The record is from RefSeq and is a predicted model, not a curated record. The transcript has 3 exons.